UUUGAAGAAAAUGAAUAUAAUUUGUAUAGGUGUAAAAGUGGAAAGGGUGGAAAUUAAAGACAUUCGACUUCCUCAACAAUUAAUGAAGUCAAUGGCCGCUGAGGCAGAAGCAGCUCGCGAUGCACGUGCUAAAAUUAUAGCUGCAGAUGGUGAACGAAGUGCAAGCCGACAAUUAGUCCAAGCAGCAGAUAUUGUAUGUGGCAAUAAAGUUUCUCUUCACUUGCGAUACCUACAAACGCUAAUCAGAAUUUCUUCUCAACAUAACCAUACUUAUGUAAAACUUAACCUUAAAAUUGACUAA
Molecule: messenger RNA, 301 nt
Organism: Meloidogyne enterolobii
Lineage: Eukaryota; Metazoa; Nematoda; Chromadorea; Rhabditida; Meloidogynidae
Source: the annotation of a GenBank genome assembly